Messenger RNA from Pungitius pungitius (ninespine stickleback), 2186 nucleotides. It is a transcript of the gene atp6ap1b, whose product is annotated as ATPase H+ transporting accessory protein 1b. Lineage: Eukaryota; Metazoa; Chordata; Actinopteri; Perciformes; Gasterosteidae. The record is from RefSeq and is a predicted model, not a curated record. The coding region runs from base 99 to 1442 and encodes 447 amino acids. The transcript has 10 exons.
AGGACGGGUGUGGGCGGGGCUAACAGAAGCCGGAAGACGCUCACGUGACGCUCAGCUGCUUCAGGUCACGGGAGCAGAGCUUUGCGGAAGAACGAGAAAUGGCAGGAUCGAGGUGCUCCAGCCGAGUGAGAUUAAUGGCCUUUCUUGCCCUUCUCUUCACCCUUUUCUCCACAGGGAGCUCCGUUGCUCAAGUGCCACUCCUUAUGUGGUCCAGCGAUGGUUUACCAGCACUGGCCUCCGCUGCUGCUGGUCACAUCACAUCCAAAGACCAGCUGGCCGCCUACCUGUCCUCUGCCUUUGGAUCUGGACCCCACACUGUGCUGUUGUUCCUCCAAGAUAAGUUAAGCAAAGAUGACUUCACAGUCUUUGGUGGAGUGUUUGGAAACAAGCAGGAUAGUGCCUUUGAAAAUCUUGAGGCUGCACUGCAUUCUUCCUCAUCAGUGAUGUUCCCUGCUUUGGAGUGGUUGGAUUCCUCUGCCAUCCCAGCUCUGCUGCAGGAGAAGCUGGGUGCCUCGCCUCUGCUUGUAGACGCAGACACUCUGUCUCAUCUGAGCAUCAACACCUCUGCCAGCAAUCUACUGAUCAUCAAUUUACCUUAUUGUACUAGCUCUGGCAAGUCUUGUAAAAAAGUGCUACAUGACAAUGAUGGAAUUAUUGGAAAAGUUCUCAGUGUGAUGAAGGACAAAAAAGUCCACUACACUGCGAUAUACACAGGACUUAAACCAUCACGAGUGAUUUCAGAGGCAUCUAUGUCCAUCCAGCCUGCGGGGCGAUCCUUGCUCCAAGCAGUUGUGCCCGAGGUUAAACCGCCCAUCAUGUUUAACGUAUCCGGAAACCCUUGCAUAAUGCUUUGGGCCCAGAAUCUCAACGUCAGCGUUACAAGCGAGUCUGUGUGGAUCGACCUCGCUACAGAAGUACCCUCCAUGACAGGAUCCACGUGCAACAGCAGCAACUCACUGCUUGUCCUCACUUACCCAUCAGGCUACAUUCUAAGUUUUGCCAUGAGUCAACGGUUCUAUCCUGUGUCUGCACGGAACUGGUUCACCUUGGAUUCUGUGCAGCUGCAGGCCAACGGUCAAACUGCGUCUUUCAGUGGGAGCCGCAACAUCUACGCCCCCGCGGAGUAUUCCUUCCACUGCCAGUCCGUCACCAGCUUCCGGGAUAUCCUCUUGGUGGCAAACAAAACCAACCCGACCCCUGCGUGGAGGCUCAAUUUCAUCGACUUUCAGAUUCAGGGUUUCGGUUUGGCCAAUGGAACAGAUUUCUCCUAUGCCAGUGACUGUGCAGGCUUCUUUACGCCAGGGAUUUGGAUGGGGCUGGUGACCGGACUGCUCUUUCUCUGGAUUUUCGUAUACGGCCUGCACAUGAUCCUGCAGCUAAACACCAUGGAUCGAUUUGACGACCCAAAAGGGCCAUCGAUUUCAGUGCCUCAGUCGGAAUGAAGCGCUCCCAAACACAAACACUCCUCAGUCAGUCAGUCAGUGCCUCCUUGGAAAGUGAUUCUUUUUCAUGUAGCUUCUGAAUGUGUGAGAGAGAGCUUCUCUGAAGAUAUUUGCCUGACAGAAGAUCCUUAUUCCCGUUAUUCUCCCCUGUAGUUUCCUUUCCUGAGUCGUUCCACAGCCGUCUCUUGCAUAUUGUUCUCUUUCCAGGCACAUUCCGUCCCAUCGCUCCGUAUUUGCAAGUGCCAAAGUGGAUACACCUUUUGUAUUAAUUGAUUUUGAGCGUCUUUAUUGAAAGUUGUUUUUGGGACACUGUUGGUCAGGCACUGGCUAUAUUUCUCCUAAAAUAGCAAUAAUUUCUGGUGACAGAGAAUGUCUUCCAUGCCAACAUGCAUGUGAUUGCUGGAUGCUGUCGGACCGUCUCAGACCUCAGUACUUUUUUAAUAUUCCAACUCAACUGUAAUUUAAAGACUACUGGAAAGAAGAAUCUGUAAUUAAAGAGAACAUUGCUGUUUGUGCGUUUAAGAAUGGCCUUAUAAAAGUUCUGCUAUUAUUGACAAAUCAAGUGCCUCCACUCAUAUCCAAUAUUUUCUUUAAAAAAAUAAUUUAUUUAUGUAAAGAAUUUACCCUUUGUUUAAAGUUAUCGAAACCUGUAAUAACCGUGCCUCCCUUCUGACUUUGUCAAACGUAAUGUGCCAUUAAAUGUACAUGUACAUCGAAAAUAAAAAUAUAUAAAUGGUGAUCUUA